UAGUUUUUAUAUAUUAUAAACAUUGAAUGAUUGUUUUUGUCUAAAUAUGCGAGCCCUCUGGAUCUGAUUUAAGUAUGAGAGAUAUAAAUAAACCUCAACACGAACUCAAAAACAGAAAACACAAAUAACUCAAGUAACUAGAAUUCCUAUAAAUUUGGACUGAUAAAUAAAGUUAGACUCUUUCUGUGUUUUGGAGCUUUUGAAUCUCUCUCUUCAACGACCCAAAACCGGUUGCUCUUGGCUGAACACUUUGUCCUAGUCCUGUUUCUUUCCGAAUUUGGCAUUUACUUAAUUGGUGGUGCAAACUUUCAAAAUUUGCUGAUUCAUACUGAAUUGUGUUGGGUUGUGAUCUGAAGUUCUUUUCUGAUGGCACAAUCAGAAAGUGAAGAUUUGCAGAUGUUAUUUUGGAAGAAGUGGAAUUUAUUCUUUCAAUGCUUGUAGGAUUCAACCGGACUCACGGAAAUAUACACAGAAGCUUGUAUGUUAUGAUAGGUUAUGGUUUUCGCAAUUCUUGGAUAUUUAAACUGAAGGACUUGGUGAUUUAGUGGGCCUAUUUUGGAAUUCUUAAGUCGGGGUUGCACGAUUCGGACAUGAGAAGCUCCUGGUCCAAUAAACUUUCUCUCAUUUUUGGCCCUAGACCGCCACUCAAUUGGUUACUCUUGUGCCUCGUUAGUGUUCUUGCACUAAUUGCAGUGUUGGGAUCAUCCUCUUCAAAUACAUUUGACUCUCUAACUCCCGUUUCAGUACCGGACAUCUAUACAAACUAUAGGAGGCUAAAGGAGCAAGCAGCGGUUGAUUAUCUGGAGCUGAGGUCUCUCUCACUAGGGGCUAGUCGACAAAGAGAGCUUGGUCUUUGUGGCAGAGAAAGAGAAAAUUAUGUGCCUUGUUACAAUGUUUCAGCAAACCUUUUUGGGGGGUUUAAAGAUGGGGAGGAGUUUGAUAGGCAUUGUGAAGUAUCAAGAAACAGAGAACGGUGCCUAGUUCGCCCUCCUAAGGACUAUAAGAUUCCCCUGAGGUGGCCAGCUGGUAGGGAUGUGAUAUGGAGUGGAAACGUGAAGAUAACCAAAGACCAAUUUCUUUCGUCUGGGAGCAUGACCAAAAGGUUGAUGUUACUAGAAGAAAAUCAAAUUGCCUUUCACUCUGAGGAUGGUUUGAUUUUUGAUGGUGUCAAGGAUUAUUCUCUUCAAAUUGCGAAGAUGCUCGGUUUAAGUGAUGACUCUCAAUUUCUUCAAGCUGGUGUGCAAACUGUACUAGAUAUUGGUUGCGGUUUUGGUAGCUUUGGAGCUCAUUUAGUAUCACUAAAUGUAAUGGCUAUUUGUAUCGCGGCAUAUGAGGCAACUGGCAGUCAAGUUCAAUUGACCCUUGAGAGAGGUCUUCCAGCAAUGAUUGGCAACUUCAUUACAAGACAGCUUCCAUAUCCAGCAUUGUCCUUUGAGAUGGUUCAUUGUGCUCAAUGUGGUAUUGUUUGGGACAAAAAAGAUUGGACGUUGCUUUUAGAAGUUGACCGGGUACUCAAGCCUGGUGGCUACUUUGUUUUGACCUCAUCCACAAGCCAGCCAUAUGGAAGUUCAUUGAGCAUGAAGAAUAGCAUGUUGACACCAAUGGAGGAAAUGACCCCGAAAAUCUGUUGGACUCUAAAAGCUCAGCAAUAUGAAACUUUUAUAUGGCAGAAAACUGUGGAUUCUGAUUGCUAUACAUCUCGCAAGCAGGGUGCUAUACCACUUUGUAAUGAAGGGCAUGAUGUUCGGUCAUAUUAUAAGCCUCUCGUAUCAUGUAUAAGUGGGACCACCAACAAACGCUGGACUCCAAUCCGAAAUAGGUCCUCGAGUCCCCAUCAGUUGAACUCUGCUGAGCUUGAAAUUCAUGGAGUUCAGCCUGACGAUUUCUUUGAAGACUUACAGAUUUGGAGAUCAGCUCUGAGAAACUAUUGGUCCUUGCUUACACCCUUGAUUUUCUCUGACCAUCCAAAGAGACCAGGUGAUGAAGACCCAUUACCUCCAUUCAACAUGAUUCGCAAUGUGAUGGACAUGAGUGCUCACUAUGGGGGUUUAAAUGCUGCUUUUCUGGAGGAAAGAAAAUCAGUUUGGGUGAUGAAUGUAGUGCCUGUCAAUGCUCUCUAUACACUUCCUCUCAUACUAGAUCUAGGUUUUGCUGGUGUUUUGCAUGACUGGUGUGAACCUUUCCCUACAUAUCCUCGAACAUAUGAUUUGCUGCAUGCGAAUGGGCUGCUCUCGCAUCUGUCUUCAGAGAGGUGCAGCAUGAUGGAUUUAUUCUUGGAGAUGGAUCGGAUUCUGCGACCUGAGGGAUGGGUUGUUCUCUGUGAUAAAGUGGGAGCUAUUGAGAUGGCGCGCAUGUUUGCUACACAAAUACGUUGGGAAGCAAGGGUGAUCGACCUUCAGAAUGGCAGUGACCAACGGCUACUUGUUUGCCAAAAACCAUUCGUGAAAAAAUGAUUGUUUUACUUCAGGAGAUUUCAUCAUUGCCGAAGUGUACAAUUGUUUUUCCUCUUUUUUCUCUGAUUAUAUGAAUUUGACAACAAAAUGUAAUACAUGCUCAGAAUCCGAAGAACCUUGAAGACGCUCAUGAGUCAUCACAGGGAGAGUGAGCAUGUGGAAGCUGUAGAUUAGAAGAUUGGCACAGAAGUAGCUGCAACUCUUUUUUUUUUUUCUUUUUUUUCUUUCUAUUUUUUGGUUUAAGGCGUUUGUAGCAAUUCAUUCAUCCAUUAUUUCUUUCCUUUUUUUUUUCCUCGUGCAAAUUUUUUUUCUUUGUGGGUC
Molecule: messenger RNA, 2774 nt
Organism: Prunus avium (sweet cherry)
Lineage: Eukaryota; Viridiplantae; Streptophyta; Magnoliopsida; Rosales; Rosaceae
Source: RefSeq, a predicted model, not a curated record